Molecule: messenger RNA, 4749 nt
Organism: Adineta steineri
Lineage: Eukaryota; Metazoa; Rotifera; Eurotatoria; Adinetida; Adinetidae
Source: the annotation of a GenBank genome assembly
AUGAUUAUUGAUGCUAGUCGUGGUGAAAUUCAACUUGAUGAUCUUUUCAAUGCAAUUGAACAUGAUAAAGAUCAAGUAACCCAAGCACUUAAUAUUUAUGGAGAUUAUUUGAAAAUUAAAAAUGAUAAUUUGAUCAAUGGUGAAAAGAAAAUUGAAUUACUUGAACAAAUUUUAAAACUUGAAUGUAUUGAAAAAACUAGUGAUAAUCAUAAUCAUGAAAAUGAACGAUCAAGAAUUAACCUAAAAUGGACUGUAUUAACAGAAUGUGGAAUUUGGUAUCGAAAAUUAGAUUUAUAUGAAAAAGCUAUUGGAUAUUUUGAAAAAGCAAAUUCAAUUAAUAAUCGAGUAUCAACUAUUUAUUAUGAAAUGGGUAUAUGUUAUCUUGAAUUAGGAAAUAUUUAUCAAGUAAAAAUAUGUUUUGAAAAAACUAUUGAAAUUGGUCAUGAACAUAUUCAUUGGAAAUGUCUCGAACAAAUUAUUUAUUUUUAUUUUAUUCUUGGAAAUUUUUCAAAAUGUCUUGAAUAUAUUCGUAUUGGAUAUGAUCGUGUUGCAGCAUAUCAAUCAAUAUAUGAUUUUGGUCAAUUAUGUUUAGUUUUACUCGAAAAAACUCAACCAUCAAUGAAAAUCUUAAUUGAAAAAAUGUUUAAAAAUGAAAUUGAAUAUAUAAUUUAUGAUGGAAAUCUUUCAAUGAAAAUUAAAGAUUUAGAAGGAAAUAUUAGAAAAUUUAAAGAGAAAUUAUUAAAAAAGAAACAUGUAAUCAUCGAUAAAAAGCCAUUAGAUGAACAAAUAGAAAUUGAAAAUUUUCAAGAUUUUGGUCAAUAUUUAUCAAAGAAAAUACGAGAAUAUCAUAAUGAUAAUUCGAAACUUUGUCAAAUAAUUGAUGUGAAAAACUAUUUACCAAAAGAAAAUAUCGUUACAGAACAGCCUGAACAAGAAGAACCAAUGCAACAAGAACCAAUUGUACCUGAAGAACAACCACCUCCACCAACGAAUAAUCGAAAAAAACGUUCUUUAUUACCAUUAAAUAUUGAUGAUUAUGAAAAACGACGAUCUGCAAGAAGUAUUACUCGUAAUAUAUCCGAUGAUAAUAAUAUUAGUACAGUAGAUAAAUUACGACGAAUAUUAUCCACUAGUGAUGAUGGUUCGGAUGAUGAAGCAGACGAAACAGUGACUUCACCGGAUAAUAUUGAUGAUGAAACCACUUCAGCAGUAAUAUCAGAUUUACCAAAAGAAAAUUUUCCAUUACUUCAAAUUGAAUAUAAACCAUUUAUUGAAUUAAUUGAACAGAAAAAUAAUAAUGGAUAUCAAUAUCAUUAUAUUGAUCUUAUAUGUGAUUACAUAAAUGAACUUACAAAACAUUCGUCUACACUUUGGUCAACUGAAAUGCGAAUGAUAUUUACCAAACUCUUCGAUUGUCUUAUCGAUCAUGUACAAUAUCCAAUGAAUGAUAUCGAAGAAAAUCAUUUACAAGCAUGUUUAUGUUACGUUGAAAAUGCUCUUGGAUCAUUAAAAUCUGAUUUAUCUGAAGAUUCAAUUGAACGAUUUAGUUAUUUUGCUCGUUUAAAAAUAAAAUAUAAAUCACUUGGUUAUUGUUUUGCACGUUUGCAAUUCUUUUUAUAUCGUUUUAAAAAUAGUUCUAUUCAACAAAAUCAAUAUGAAAUUGAUCAAAAAAUUUAUCGAAUUCUAUGGAUUUCAUCACUUUAUUAUUUUUUAUCCGAUGUUCAAAACGAUGCACUAGCUUGUAUUUAUCAAUUGCAACAUUUAUUACCAGAUGAAAUCACUCUUAUUUUACCAAAUUUAUUCAAUCAUACAACGAUUUCUAAAAGUACAAUUGAAACACUUUAUUUACGUUUAAAAAAUAAUAAUGAAAUAUCAUCUGAACAAACAUCAAAUUCUUCAUCUUCACAAGAAUUAACGUAUAUUUUAUCACGUAUUGCUGUUGCUGAUGAAAAAGAUGAAUUAGUAUUAUUAAUAAAAAAAUUGGAGAAAAAAAUCAAAUUAUUUUAUGCAAAUUUAUCAACACAAAUACAUUUACAACAAAAAUCUUUAAUUAAAUGUUAUGAAACACUUGUUAAUGUACUUAAAGAAAAUCAACAUUUAGAUGAAAAAGAAAAUAUUAAUGUUCGAAAAAUAUUUGAUCAAAUUUUUAUUCAAAUUAUUCAUAUGAUUAUUAAAAUUUUGGACGGAGAUUCUCAAUGGCGAGAUACAUCAUUAAAACUAAUUGAAAAAUUAACUUUAAGUUUAAUUGAUUCAAUAAUGAAACGAGAUUCAUCAGAAACUAUAUGGCAAUUUAAAUCUAUCAAUCCAUGGAUAUUACUUUAUCGUGUGACAAUGAAACGUGAUUCGAAAAAAAAUGAACAAUUUCUUCUAUCAUAUGUCAGAACAGUUCAUGAAUUAUUUGGAAAACAUGAAAAUUGUUUAAUUGAUAAUGGUAGUUUACUUGAAUAUUUUCUUAUUGAACUUAUUCAAAUUGAACAUCCUAAUAUUCGAAAAAUUUUAUUAUCUAAUGAAAUUAUUCAAAAUAAUUCAUCAGAUACUUCAAAUGAAUCCAGUGAACAAAAAAGUAAAUUAUCAAAAGUUAUUGAUGAAAUCGAACAAUGCAUUUACUGUUUAUAUGGUCUUGUAUUACGUAAAUCAAAAAUGAAAUAUUUAAAUGAUCAUAAUUGUCGAUCGCUUGAACUAACAUUAGAAAAAGCAAGUAUUGUAUUCUAUGCUUUACGACCAAAACAAUUACCUGGUUAUGAAGGUCGUGUUUGUACAAUAACAAAUGAAACCGAAAGUCUUUUUCAAAGAUUUGAAUCAAUGAUUGGAUGGGAUGAUGAACGUGAACAUCGACGAAAACUUCUUGUAACUUAUAUAUCUGAUGCAACAUCGAUUAAUAGUCAAGGAAAACAAAGCGAUGAACUUACACAUUUAUCUGAUAAACCAUUUAAAUCAAAUAAUGCUUUAUUUGAAAAAGAUUUAUAUUAUCUUUUUGCUGAUUAUCAUCUUAAAAUGGGUUCAAAAGAUACAACAACAAAUGAUUCAUCAAACAAAAAAGCACAAGAAUAUUAUACAAAAGAUUUAUGUAUGAAUACAAGACGAUUUGAUUCAUGGGCAGGUUUAACGGUUAUCGAAUUUGCUAAAAUAGAAGAAUUUAUUACAGCUGAUGAUUUUGAUCCGCGUAUCUUCAAUGUACAUAUGUCUGCUUCAUGUUAUUUUCGACAGGCUGUUUCUGUUGAUAGUAAUAAUCAUACAUUAUGGAUGGAAUAUGCUGAAAUUACUUAUAUUUUACAAUCAUAUUGUUCCAAAUAUAAAGAUAAAGCAACUGAUUAUGUUCCUGAUCGAUCAUUUUUGUUAAAUAUAUGUAAAGAAGCAUAUGAAAAAGCGAAUAUAUGUACAGAUAAUGAUGAUAAUAAAGAAGAUUGGACUUAUUUAUAUAUGAUGGCUAAAAUUGAAGAAAAAUUACAUCGAAAUAAAUUAUUUGAUUCAUUAAAAAAAUAUGCCUCUGCUCUUGAUCUUUUACAUGAAAAUAAAGCAGUUUAUCCUCGUAAACUUGGUCAUCAUACAUCAACAUCAAAUUCAAAGGGUACUUUACUUGGUUGUCAUAGUGUUGAAAUGUUUUAUCGAAUUCAUGCAUCAGCUCUUAAAUAUUUAAAUCGUCAUAAUAAAGAGUCAGUAGAUUUUACAAUGGAUAAACUUAAUGAACUUCAUGAAUUUUUAACGGAAAUGCAAACUAAACCAUUUGCAACUAGUUAUUAUGAAAAAUCAACUAUUCCACCAGAUUCUCAUUCUGCUCAAUUAAUCAAUGAUCUAUAUUUUCCUCAUAAAACAGAUCUUCUAACUGAUCCUUGGUUAAUUCUAUAUAAUAAAUGUAUAUGGCUAUGUAUUGAAGGUCUUUAUAUAUGUAUUGCUCGUUAUAAUCGACAUUACCGUGGACUUUAUCGUCUUGCACAUUUUUUUCAUACAAAUGAAUAUUAUCGAAAUGAUCGACUUAGUUUAGAAUUUUUACUUGGUGGAAAUGUACUUGAAUUAAGAAAUUAUCCAAAAAUUAUUGGACUUUAUCAAGAACGUUCAAAACAUAAUUUAUUUAAUGGCAUCUGGCGUAUUCAACCAUUAGAUGCUGAUCGUACUGGUUCAUUUAAUGCUGCAAUGUAUAAAUCAACUCGUUUAUUUAUUGAUCUUCUUGUUCAAUUUGAUGAACAUUUAUUAGUAUUAUUUGAAGUACUUCGGCAAUUAUUAGAUAAACCAGAUCUUGAUAAAAAAUAUGUUCGUGAAGUUGAAAGAAAAAUGUUAUGUCAACAUACAAUUAAAUAUUUUUUUCGAACUAUUAAAAAAAAGGUUCUACUUAAAACACGUGAUGAUAUCGAACGUGAAGGUAUGAAAAUAAUAUCAGAAAUUGACGAUAAAGAUACAACGAAUGUUUCCUUACCAAUUCUAUUUGAAAUAUCUAUUAAAUUAUAUAAUUUAAUUAAAAAUUAUCCGAAUCUUUAUCAAAAUUCGCGUAUUGAUGAAUUAGUGGAAUUGACAUUUCAACGUUAUCGACCAAUUCUUAAAUUUUCAAAUCAUCUACCAGAAAAACCCAAAGCAGAAAACUUAACUUUGAUAUAUACACCAAAAAAACAAAAACAAAAGAAACGUCCAACAACCAAUGAGCAACCACCUGCAAAUAAACGUCAAUGUGUUGAACCAUCACCAUCAUCAUCUUCUCAAGAUUUUCUAGGACUUGCUUCAUUUAUUUCUAAUGAUUCUGUCAUAAUUAAUGAAUAA